CGAAAAUUAAAAAUCUUAGGAAUAAAAUGACUCUGGAAAUGCGUAAUUAUUUUUAUCCGUCAUUUCCAUCAUGGGCUCAUUUUCAAUUAAAAUUCUUUAAGAAACUGGCAAGGGGUUCCCGUAGAAAUUCAAUUUCUCCAUUCUUUUUUCAUAUCAUUAGGUACAAAGCGCCUGAUUUGGAUAUUCAGUUCUAUUUCCAAAAAAAUUUAAGCCACUAACAACAAACUAAUUAACAAUUGUUGUGAGUUUUAUAAUUUUUGCCAGCUUUGAAUUUAACUCUCAUCUAGUGUAGGGUGUUGACAGCUAAACUGUUCUGCUUAAACACAAGAAUAUUAAUUCCUUUCGCAGUUGAGUCAGUAGACGACAUUUUGGCUAGACGUACAAAUUUCCUCCUCGUGGUCUUUGCCGCAAAAUCUAGCUCAGGUCUGUGAUUCGGGAGAAUCGCUUUUGUUCGGUUUUCCUUCAACCGCCCGUUAUUGUGUUCCUCUAGUUUGUUCUUGCAAGAUCUUGAUGUGUUAAGCUUUAGACUGCUGUUUUGAUAGGAAAAGUCGCCGGUAAUCGAUGCGAAAGAUGAAGAUUUGAAAGCUUUUAGUCCAUAGGUCAAAGUCGGUUUUUGAUUGGUUAAUAGUGCGGUCCAUUGUAUUUAAAUAUUGAUUUACGAUGUAAAACAAACCUUGGGGCCUUAAUAAAUUAACUAGAGUACUUCUGGAGCCUGUACCGUAAUCUAGUAUAUAUUCUGCACGCUCAGAUGUCAUUUAAGGGUGUAAUUUAAUCGAUGGUAUAAUUCAGGCUCUGGAAGCGAUAACCCUCUUCUUAAAACAACGGCAGAAAGGCCAGCAAUCGGCCAUGUUAUGUUUCAAAUGCAAAUGUGUUUAAAUUACAUGGAGACUCGGCCAAACAGGUGGCCAGCCAGCGCGAGUGAUGAUGAAUGUAACCUAUGCGUUGUGAGUUGAGCCGAGCGGCACUUUCAUUUCAAGUGAUUUUUUUGAUUGAGAAAAUGGCCGUGCACAGCUGAGAUAUCCGCUCCAUGCAGACGGACCAAACUCGAACGAUGCUCGAGCCAGGACUGGGAAUUGCGCGGGCGAAAUCCGAGUCCAACUUCGAAGACUCGUUGCCAGCGCGCGUCCUAGCGAAGGACCGGGUUAUUAUCAACGUAGGCGGCUAUCGCCACGAAACGUACUUAAGCACGCUUAGGGUUGUACCGGAUUCAAGGCUAGCCUGGAUCGCGGAAAAUGCUUCUAAACAAGCCGAGUACGAUCCGGAAAACAACGAGUACUUUUUUGACCGCCACCCUGGGGUCUUCGCCAGCAUUAUCAAUUACUAUCGGACCGGCAAACUUCAUACUCCUAGUGAUGUGUGCGGACCACUGUUUGAGGAAGAGCUGGCGUUUUGGGGGAUAGACGAGCUUCAAAUGGAGCCGUGUUGCUGGAGUAAUUAUACCCAGCAUCGAGAUGCACAAGCGACACUGAAGGCAUUCGAAGGAUUGCAAAAAAGCGUCGAGGAAUCUGAAAAUGAAGCCAGCGCGUUCAAAGUUCGACACAAGGAAUCUUCAAGAACGAAAUGGAAGAAAGAAAUUUGGGCCAUGUUGGAGCAGCCAUAUUCUUCAAAAUACGCGCAGAUGUUUGCUAUGGUGUCAUUGAUUGUCAUAGUCUUAUCAGUGCUCACAUUUUGCCUGGAAUCAAUUGAAGACCUGAGUGAGGACUACAAGUCUUUGUUCGAAGGCAUGGAAUAUUUCUACCUGGUGUGGUUUUCAGCCGACUUUCUGGCCAGGCUUUGCACAUGCCCUUCACUGCCCGAAUUUUUUAAAACAUUUAUGACAUGGGUCGACAUAACAUCAGUGGUUCCCCUUUACGUCAACUUGUCAAAUACAGUGACAGGCACUCUAACCUUUCUGUUCGUUCUCCGACUGAUCAGGAUUUUCCGGUUAUUCAGGUUUUUCCGGACCAUGAGUGGCAUGCAAGUGAUUGGACAUACCUUGAGAGCCAGUGCACGGGAGUUAUUUCUCCUGGUCCUUAUCCUCUUGAUUCCCAUGGUCAUUUUCUCGACGUUGGUUUUCUACGCAGAAAAGACUCUAAAGCCACCAUCGGAUUCAGAUUUUGACAGCAUCCCAGAAGCCUUUUGGUGGGCUGUAAUCACCAUGACGACAGUAGGCUAUGGUGAUACGUAUCCUAAGUCCCUUCUUGGAAGGAUUCUUGGCGCAAUUUGCGCAUGCGUAGGGGUGCUCAUCGUAGCACUUCCUGUGUCUGUGAUUGGCAGCAACUUCACUUUGUUUUAUUCUCAUGCGCAAGCGCAGUUGAAACUGCCUAAAAAGAAGCGCACGCCGAUUUUACUUGGUGCUGCAGGCGCUCUCGUGUCAGAGUCGACUUUGUACAACAACGAAGGAAACUCGGACAGUUCAGAGGCAGUCAGUAAUCCGAGUCCACGCGACGAAACCUUGCCUCUGCCGCGAAAGAGUCUUCGGAAUCCGUCGAUAACUCCUCGCUGUCGCUCGACUCGUAGGGAAGCGGUGCUGCCACCCUCCACUUUGCCUCGGCUAGAGUCGGACACCUCCGAUGUGGAACAUGCUUCCAAUGUGAAGAAGAGCGCAGAGGAGUUAUUUUCGUCUCCACCUACGGACAGUGCAAUGGACAUAUCCAGUGGCCUCCGAGGAGCCAGUGACGUCAUGUUGCAUAUAACGGCUCCCUCGCACCGCCGAAUGGCAAUUUCUCCCGCACCCACCCCUCCGGGAAAGAGACAGAGUCAGCGCAAGAGGAGGCGAGGCGGAAGUAAACGUCUAGCUAACCGUGGAAACGGCGAUGUAUCGUCACACGAGAAAGAGAGAGACAGUUAUUAUACGACAACCGACGGGGAUAGCGCGGGGGAGAGUGGAAUCCCUGGGAAAUCUCAAAGUGAAACCUCGCCACAGGAAGGAUACGGUGGAACGCACGAAUCGUCAAAUGAAUCAAACACAUCAGAACACAAAAAUAACGAGGGUAGAAGAGCUGUCCUUUCGGACGAAAAAACGGAAGAUGAAAUGCGGCCGCUGCGUGACCCUGGUGACGGCCGUGACUCCGGUCACGCUCAUGUUAAUUUACGAGGAGUAACGUUUGACUCUAGCAAAGACUACAAUGACGAUGAAAAGGAACAAGAAAGACAAGACAAUAAAAUAGAACCUGCACCGCCGUGGAGAUCAUCAGAAAACUUAAACGAAGAGAAAAAUCCAAACAAACUUUCGGCUGAGCCUCGGGUUCGGUCUAGAAGCGAACUCGCGUCCAGUGACACUCCGCCAGGCAAGAGACGAAACGCGAUUGGCGGAAACAGAGGUAUUACGUCAUUGCCAAUAUCGCCUCUGGUGAGAUCGGAAGAAAAGGUACACAGGCCACCAGCAAAUGGAUCUUUUGAUGAUUUAAAGGGUAGAAAAUGUAUAGACAGUGCAAGGAAUUCGCAAUAUGCAGAUAACAAUUCUCCCCAAGAAUUGAAACAUUUGCAGCAUUCUACGCCUUCACAGAGCAAUAACGUGUUGGAAUCUGAAGGCAGGGAUGAUAUGCUUAGGUCGGCAAUUAGAGGACAUAAAAGAGACAACAUUCAAAAUAUGACCCGUGUAUGAUCCUAGCUCGGACACACAAGGAGAAGAGAGGUGGUGGGAGAGGUGUCUGAUGAAUGGCAGACCCAUUUCAUCGCCCGUUCUAUAUAGAGAUCACUUCUUUUUUAAUAUAAAGAAAUACCCGGACACAUUGUGCAAUGUUUGAAUUAUGCCUUCCUGAAAUUGCCCCAAAACCCUUCUAAGAAAAAUUCCGCGCAAAGUUUCAGCUAUAGAGCGGUUUUUCACCUGACUUCAUAGCAACAAUAAUGGUGUUUCAAAACAAUGCAACAGGGGCCUUGUUGGCGUACCAAACUAAUCCUGUGGAAGUUGAACUCUUUUCUUAGGUGAACACUUCUUUUGUUCCAAUAAAUGUGCAUGUGUCCUGGCCACGUGAGUGAAAACGCUCUAUUGAUUGAUGUGCGUAACAAUUUUGACGCGAGUCAAUCGUUGCAACAUUCACGUGGAUUCUGAGGCAGUGUCAAAAAUAUCAGCAAUGUUCUGCCCACUUAUCAAAGCAAGACGACUGUUUGCCACCUUUUUAAGAGCAAACAUUCUAAUUGUCUGCAGAACAUUUUCUCGGCUGCUUGAUCCAGCUACCAUCGCAAUUUUGGCUUUGUAAUAUUGCACGCCGCGCGUGGGCAACGUGCCAAAUGCUGCCCUGUGAGGCACUUGCAUAAUUUUGCAGUGUCUGGGCAUGGUUAAUGGCAUGGUUUGCUUCUUUGAUGUUUACCGGGCUUCUUAGCCAUUUUCCUCUAGGUACUAUGGUCUGGACCAUUUGCUAUUAAACCGAUGUUACUUUUUUCUAUUUCUGAAGAUAAAUUUUGAAUCUGGGUUAUGUUAUACUGCUAUACAAAGGAAAUUUAAUUUAAUGCGACCAUGAAAGAUAGUAAAUUUUAAGCUCCGUGAAUGUCAGGAACGUGGGACAAAUAGUAAUAAGAGCCCGUCAGUUGUACAAGUUUUACCUUUGUUCCACAUUCGUGCCAUGAUGAGACAAUAAAUAAAACAAAUAAAUAAAUUCGUAUCGUUACAUUUACCUUUCACUCUCCCAGCCGCCUCUCCAUGUAGUUGGUAAUGUAUAUAUAUGUGUGAGGCUGAGGAUAAAAACUACAAUUUUCUAAGUUCAAAACUUUUCAAGAGAGAUAACUAGGUUCGAGUAGAAACAUUUCCAUGCUAAUGACGCAGCCUUACAGAGAUGCGAGACUCCAUCUGAUUGGCUGUUACCUGCGCGGGAAAAUUCAAAACCAAGAAACAGCCAAUCACAGACGCUACACGGAAGUUUAAGCACCAGUCACUCUAACUAGGCUAAGUUAAAAAUUAUCAUCGAGGCAUGGUAGCAGCUUUUAUAAUACAAUUUGAUGUUUUUGGCGGAAAAGAGAGUUAGCUAAGAAUGUUCACAACCAUUGGACAUCUGACAAAAAUAUCCAGUGUGCCUCU
Orbicella faveolata is the source of this 4996-nucleotide messenger RNA. RefSeq lists its product as uncharacterized. Gene Ontology annotation, molecular function: delayed rectifier potassium channel activity; protein binding. The record is from RefSeq and is a predicted model, not a curated record. Gene Ontology annotation, biological process: action potential; protein homooligomerization; potassium ion transmembrane transport. NCBI's taxonomy places the organism in Eukaryota, Metazoa, Cnidaria, Anthozoa, Scleractinia, Merulinidae. Gene Ontology annotation, cellular component: voltage-gated potassium channel complex; membrane.